UCCGUUGCGCUCGAAGCAGAGGAAGAGAAGGGAGCGCCAUGGAGAUCAGCGCGUCAAAGACCAUGAAGGACGUCUCUCCCCACGAAUUCGUCAAGGCGUACUCAGCCCAUUUGAAGAGAUCGGGCAAGAUGGAACUUCCCGAAUGGACAGACAUCGUGAAGACUGGAAGGUUCAAGGAACUUGCUCCUUAUGACCCUGAUUGGUACUAUAUCAGAGCUGCCUCAAUGGCACGGAAGAUAUAUCUGAGCCAGGGAAUUGGAGUUGAUGGUUUUCAGAAAAUCUAUGGGGGGCGCAAGAGGAACGGAAGCCUUCCACCACAUUUCUGUAAGAGCAGUGGGGCGAUUGCUCGUCACAUUUUGCAACAAUUGGAGACGAUGAAUAUCAUUGAAAUCAACCCUAAAGGUGGAAGGAAGAUUAGUUCUCAAGGGCAGAGGGACCUUGAUCAAGUAGCUGGACGUGUUCUGACGACUCGAAUAUCUUUGGGCCCAUUUUUAUCAGCAUGGAGAUGCGAGUUAGACGUGUUUUGGCCAAUUGUCUUCUAAUUUCGAGCUUCACUAAACAAUGAACGUAAAAAAUUGGCAGAUAAUGGAUAUCUUAUGCCAUGCUAGGACUGAUA
This is a messenger RNA of Zingiber officinale, 616 nucleotides long. Its product is annotated as 40S ribosomal protein S19-3-like. NCBI's taxonomy places the organism in Eukaryota, Viridiplantae, Streptophyta, Magnoliopsida, Zingiberales, Zingiberaceae. Gene Ontology annotation, molecular function: structural constituent of ribosome; RNA binding. The coding region runs from base 39 to 542 and encodes 167 amino acids. The record is from RefSeq and is a predicted model, not a curated record. The transcript has 4 exons. Gene Ontology annotation, biological process: translation; ribosomal small subunit assembly. Gene Ontology annotation, cellular component: ribosome; cytosolic small ribosomal subunit.